Drosophila teissieri is the source of this 972-nucleotide messenger RNA. RefSeq lists its product as uncharacterized. Bases 105 to 911 code for a protein of 268 amino acids. The transcript has 4 exons. Lineage: Eukaryota; Metazoa; Arthropoda; Insecta; Diptera; Drosophilidae. The record is from RefSeq and is a predicted model, not a curated record.
UUUAGUUUGACACCUACAACUUUCCCCUUUUGAAAACGUAUAAAAAUAAAUAUAAUAUAUACAAAUCUUUAGUGGUCUUAAAAAUUCUUAGUGACUUAACUGCAAUGGAAGAUGUGCGCACUUUGCGUUUUGAUAUCCAAUGGGAAGUUUUCGAGGGCAUGCAAAUAGUUGACAUCAAUUCGAAGUACUACGACAUGGUGAUCGAGUUCAUGUGGUCCCAAUCGUUUCUGAAAAGUCUUGUCUACGAGAGUCUGGGACUAUUCGAUGUGCCGAACAUGAAAGAGACUUACUCUUGGUAUGUGCGCCACAUCCUGCGAAACGAGUGCUCCGUGAUGAUGAUCAGCGAGGACGAAACGCAGAUAAAGGCAGUGGGAUUGCUUGAAUGGAUGACCGAGGAGUGGCACUCCUGGGUCUUCUUUCCCUCUUCGUUGCCCCGGAAUCUGUUCCAGCAGAUCAUCAUGAUGAAGAAGGAGCUGAUCGAUGCGACCAAGGCGUCCAUGGGUGUCACCACCUACGACGCCCUCUUCGUCCAUGAGAUCGCCUUUCCGGAUGAGCUCUACUUCAACAAGGACUUCCUGACCACCAUCUUCGAUGUGUUCGGCUUCGUCGCCCAGCACAUGCACAUGCCGCGGGUGAACUUCAUCGCCCUGAGCUCCGUGGACCAGGAGGCCGCCGGUCUGAUCGAGUACGACGAGAUCGGGCGGACCAUCUACUCGAUCUACAAGGUGGGCAACACCCGGCCCUUUGACAUCCUGCGCGAGCUGGACGAGAUGUACGCCCUGCUCUACGAGCUGGUCGUCUCGCCCGUACUGAAGUACAUCGAAAUGCCCGGAUUCGAGGAGUUCCACGAGGCCCUGGAAGCCAGGUUGGCCAAGGAGGCAGCCGAGAAGCGUCACGAUGACGAGAUUUGAACUGUUCUUCGCUGUCAUGUGCACAUAAAUGUCUGCCUACUCUUGGGCUUCAAACUCGUUA